Molecule: messenger RNA, 378 nt
Organism: Macrobrachium nipponense
Lineage: Eukaryota; Metazoa; Arthropoda; Malacostraca; Decapoda; Palaemonidae
Product: craniofacial development protein 2-like
Exons: 1
Coding region: 1-378 (125 amino acids)
Biological process (GO): chromatin remodeling
Cellular component (GO): nucleus
Source: RefSeq, a predicted model, not a curated record
AUGACAAGAAGAGGGCGGGCAAUAGCUGACCUCAUGAAAACAAGACGAGUAGAUAUUCUCUGCGAAGGCAGAAAUGGUGUUGGAAUAAUUCUGUCAAGUGAAAUGAAGAAUGAAAUCUUUGAAGUAAAUAGAAGAAAUGAUAGGAAUAUCUGGGUCAGGCUGAUGGUUGAAAAUUGCACUGUUAACAUCUUUAGUGCAUAUGCACCCCAGAUAGGAUGCUCAGAUGAAGAGAAAGAUCGCUUUUGGUCAGACUUAGAGGAGGAAAUUGAAAAGGUACCAGCAGAUGAAAAAUGCCUUGUCAGCGGAGAUCUGAAUGGGCAUUUAGGCCAGAAUAACCAUGUGAUCAGCCAUACUCAUGGUAGCUAUGGCUAUGAUUAA